CUCAUCCUUUCUUAACCUUCAAGCAUCUCCUUAUUAGUUUAGUCAUCAAAAACCCAGCUUCGACUGGUUGCCUUCACGCACCAAGAUGAUCUCGAAAGAGUCGCGUUCUUUUGCUUUUGCUGGAUGGUUCUGUGAUGCGAGAAUACUCCCUGAUUCUUCAGCCUCCUCCCAUUUGCUUUUGCAGCCGAACCUUUCUAUCAUCUGCCUCAUCCUCCAAACUCGAAAGCCGUAGAGAAACCCCAGUCUUUUAAACGUACAAGCAUGGCCAGACCCAGCUCUCUUCUUCAUCUUCUUGCUCGCGUUGCUCUUGCCGUCUCCGUCUUUCUUGGCCAUGGUGUCCUCCAUGUUAGGGGCUCUCGCAGAGUCAACUGGAAUUUGCAGAACACCGUUGAGUCCACCUCCGUGCUGCAGCCUUACCGGACUUCAUAUCAUUUCCAACCUUCUCUCUCUCUCUCUCUGGCACACAAGUCGGUAUCUGCUGCGAACGUAGCUAACAGUUUUCUUUUGUUUUGCUGGUUCAAUCUUCGUGUCGAUUUGAUGCGUUCUGGUAAUGAAACGGACAAACCUGUUUCAUGGGAUUCUCCGAUCCAAAUGGGCCAAUGAUUUACAAGGGCAUAUACCAUCUGUUUUACCAAUACAACCCGCAAGGCCCGGUACCGGGCCACAAAGUCUGGGCCCAUUCCACGUCGACAGACCUCGUGAACUGGACCCCACAAGUCCCUGCCAUCGUCCGGUCUCAGGUAUACGACAUCAAUGGCUGCUGGUCGGGCUCGGUCACCUUCCUCCCGGGGCACAGGCCGGCCAUUCUCUACACCGGAGUCAACCUCCAGCACCAGCAGGGCCAAAACUUGGCAGUGCCCAAGAAUUUAUCGGACCCUUAUCUGAUCGAAUGGGUGAAAUCACCCCUCAAUCCUCUGAUGGCAAGCACGGCCGCGAACGGUAUCAAUGCAAGCUCAUUCAGAGACCCCACCACCGCUUGGGUGGGCCGUGAUGGGCGGUGGAGGGUCAUCAUUGGGAGCAAACGAGACAGGAUGGGAAUGGCCCUUUUGUACAGAAGCAAAGACUUUGUUCACUGGACCCAGGCUCAACGCCCACUUCACUCUGCUGAGAACACUGGGAUGUGGGAGUGCCCAGAUUUUUUCCCAAUCUCUGCUCAAGUCCCUGUUGGCUUGGACACCUCAAGUAAUGGACCAAAUGUUAAGCAUGUGCUCAAGGUGAGCUUGGAUGACACUAAGCAUGAUCACUACACCAUCGGGACUUACAACUCCAGCACGGAUAAGUACGUUCCCGACGAGGGAUCAGUAGAGAGUGACUCGGGGUUGAGAUAUGAUUAUGGCAAGUUUUACGCUUCCAAGACCUUCUUCGAUAGCAAGAACAACCGGCGGAUCUUGUGGGCUUGGAUCAACGAGUCGUCCAGUGUGGACGAUGAUAUCAAGAAAGGAUGGUCCGGAGUCCAGGCAAUUCCAAGGACCCUUUGGCUAGACAAAUCUGGAAAACAGUUGGUGCAGUGGCCAAUAGUGGAAAUAGAAAAGCCACGUACCAACCAAGUUGAUUUGCCCAACAAAUUGAUUAAGGGAGGAACAGUUCUUGAAGUGUCUGGUAUUACAGCUGCACAGGCGGACGUAGUGGUCUCGUUUAAAGUAAAAGAGCUCGAGAGGGCAGACUCGUUAGACCCAACUUGGACCGACCCACAAAUGCUUUGUAGCCGAAAGGGUGCUUUAGUUAAAGGUAGUCUUGGACCAUUUGGAUUACUGGUCAUGGCUUCAAAAGGCUUGCAAGAAUACACAGCAGUUUUCUUCAGAAUUUUCAAAGGCCAAAACAAAUACGUCGUCCUCAUGUGUAGUGACCAGAGCAGAUCAUCCCUAAACCAUAGCAAUGAUAAGACCACUUAUGGAGCAUUUCUGGAUGUGGACCCUCUUCAAGAGAAGUUGUCGUUGAGGACCUUGAUUGAUCAUUCUAUCGUGGAGAGCUUUGGUGGUGGAGGGAAGAGUUGCAUCACAGCUAGGGUUUACCCUCUAUUGGCGGUGGAAGAUGGAACCCACUUGCAUAUCUUCAACAAUGGGAAUCAGAGUGUUGGAGUACCAAAGUUGAGUGCUUGGAGUAUGAAGAAAGCUAGAAUCAAUUGACUAAUACCGAGCAUUUCGAUCAAGCGCAAGAGGUGCUGCAUUGAUAACCAUAGCAGAUGAAUGAGCAUUCCGUGCCCUCGAUUACUACUGGUACGCUCCCUCGUAUCGUAUGUUUUGAAGCUUCGAUUCACUCAUAUAGGAGCAUUCAAUCAAGCGUAAGAAGCGCCACAUCCAUACCUGCCAUUUUUCUAUAGGAUUUGUCAAGCAGCUCUCUCUUGAAAUCCCCUCAUUGGUCCUAGUUCCCAUCACUUCGAGCUCAGAGAUGGACUCUCCAUCAUGGUUAGACCUAUCGAAUAAGGUCAAGUUUGGGUCUAGUUAUAAAUGGUCCAACCCAAAAACUCGUUAAUCUAUUUAUGACCUAUUUGUUCGUAAUGUAAAUCUAUUGACUAAACCUAUACUUGAUCCAACCCAUGUUAUUAUAAUACUUUCAUAUUUAAUCCAAUGUAGGAAAACUCAUAACUAAAUUGAAGUGAGA
Messenger RNA from Eucalyptus grandis, 2601 nucleotides. Its product is annotated as beta-fructofuranosidase, insoluble isoenzyme CWINV1-like. The record is from RefSeq and is a predicted model, not a curated record. Gene Ontology annotation, molecular function: hydrolase activity, hydrolyzing O-glycosyl compounds. The coding region runs from base 573 to 2126 and encodes 517 amino acids. NCBI's taxonomy places the organism in Eukaryota, Viridiplantae, Streptophyta, Magnoliopsida, Myrtales, Myrtaceae. The transcript has 6 exons. Gene Ontology annotation, biological process: carbohydrate metabolic process.